AUGUCAUCGAAUCUGCCGAUGCCUUGCGCAAUUCGUAAUCUUCCAAGUCAAAUACCCGCCAAGCACGCCGCUCCUAGUGUGGCAAUCGAGAUCGAUGGAGAGAAGGAUGGACAGGAAAGGACAUUUUCGACAUUGGACCUCAUAGAGGGCAAUGUAGUUGUAAGGGUGACUCGGGAGACUGUUUUGAGUCACGUUGAUAUCACGUUUGAAGGUCUCUCUACAACAUCUGCCAGUCGAGCAGUCUCAUUUGUACCGGGCCGAAGGAAAACUGCGCACAACUUCCUUCGUCUGAAGCAACCAAUCGAACAGCUUGAGGAAACGCGGUUGGUACCUGGGCAACCAUAUAAAUUCCCUUUCUCUUUCAUGGUCCCUGAAAGCAUCAGUCCACAACAAUGCGACCAUUCGACCAAAGACCCCGAAGUGGAGCAGGCGCACACACAACUACCGCCCACCUUUGAAAACCGUGCCUCUAGAUUUUGGGAGUCUAGAGGAGGAAGUUGGGCCCCAAAGGCUUGCAGAAUUUCCUACAACAUCCGAGUUGUACUCUCAAAGAGGUCUCAAGCUGCCAUCACAUCCCGAAGCAUGUUGUGUGAUGUUUCCCGCUCUCUACGAAUUAUGCCGGCCGCCAAACUGGCAAGGUGUAUCGACUUCCCGACUUACUAUCUGGUCCAAGAGAAGCAGUCCAAAUGUCACUCUUUGGGAAGAAACCUGGGAAUUCUCCAAGUAGUAGCUGAGGAGCCGAGACCGCUUCAAAUCUCAUCUACCAGCCUGAACAACAUUUUGACUUCUGUGAUUCAACUUCACAUUACUUUCGACCCCUUAACAAACACUCCGCCACCUCAACUAUGCAAGCUUAGAUAUAGACUGGAGGUAUCCACAUACUAUGGAACGAGCCCAUGGGAAGACUACCCGACAACAGAAGAUAUGCAAGGCUCCCAGACGGACCGUGAGGCAUACAUUACGACAAUCCCUCUUCAGUCAUUGAACCUCACAUCCAGCCGGUGGGAAAAGCUGCCAUCGUUCUAUUCAGCGGUUGAAAAGUCGACGGACUCUGCUUCAGAGUAUUCGGUCAGCUCAUCUAAGACCCAUACUCAACAUUCAUACACCGCUUCUGUCACCGUACCGGUCAAUCUACUUGAUGAGCAAGCACUUGAUGAGCAAGCACUUGUGCCAACCUUUCACUCAUGUCUUGUGUCUCGCACUUACGCCAUUGAGCUUGCCCUCUCAUACCAAGUGCCGUCAGCGAUCUGCAGAUCUACUAUUAAUCUGCGUAUUCCGAUUGAAGUGGUGUUUGGUAGCAGGAAAUCUGGACUUUUAAGAAAAGGUUUGGGGGGAGGACGUGAGUGA
Penicillium daleae is the source of this 1347-nucleotide messenger RNA. RefSeq lists its product as uncharacterized. NCBI's taxonomy places the organism in Eukaryota, Fungi, Ascomycota, Eurotiomycetes, Eurotiales, Aspergillaceae. The record is from RefSeq and is a predicted model, not a curated record. The coding region runs from base 1 to 1347 and encodes 448 amino acids. The transcript has 2 exons.